AUGAAGCUCACAGCCUUCAUCGUUCUGGCGGAGCUCGUUCGCCUGGUCGUUUCCGAACGCCGACCAAACCUGCAGUGGGAUCCAGAGACCGCCAAAGACUGUGUCGAAUGGUUCGAUGGUGGUUGGGAUUUGUCGUGUGAAGAGACGCGCAAGAUGUUCGGCAUUAGUCCUGAGCUAUUUCAUAAAUGGAACCCUUCGGUUGGCCUUGACUGUAAGCCUUGGAACUUCCAAUCAUAUUGCGUUCUCACGCAGGAGAGGGUCGAUACCGAGCCACCGAAAUGGACUUCAACAAUCUCUACAACUACGACCACGGCAACCUCAUCUACAGUCACUCCUUCUCCUACUUCUUGGACCGACAUAGGGUGCUAUGUGGAAGAUCCGACAUUCCCACUUCUCGACCAAAAUAUGAGCCCUAAUGGAGACGCAUCCUUGACCAUCCCUGAUUGCAAAGACACCUGCUAUCGCGAUACCUACAGAUUCGCGGGUGUACAGGAAGGCAAUCAAUGCUGGUGUGGCACUUACGUCAUCGGGCAAUGGGCGAAGAAUCAGACCGACUGUAACGUUCCCUGCACUGGAGACAAGACGACAUAUUGCGGUGGAAAGGGAUUAUUGAAGAUAUUUCAAGAAGCAGGUUGGAAAGAGGAGGCUACACGAACGGUUGUCUCAGGAAGCAGCAUUACAAGCACCAACACCGCCAGUACUAGCACGAGCCAGCUCGCGUAA
Messenger RNA from Alternaria alternata, 723 nucleotides. RefSeq lists its product as hypothetical. Lineage: Eukaryota; Fungi; Ascomycota; Dothideomycetes; Pleosporales; Pleosporaceae. The coding region runs from base 1 to 723 and encodes 240 amino acids. The transcript has 2 exons. The record is from RefSeq and is a predicted model, not a curated record.